CCUGCGCAUGUCUCCAUUGACUUUGAGCUGCUGCAUCACCCGCGCGACCAUCCCGCCGCCGUGCCGCCUCUCCCUCUCCGCCAACUACAACUACAAGCUAUCCCGAGCACUAUCAUCAUCAGUAUUAGUAAUAUCCAACCCCCCGCUCUCCACGCCUCUCCCAAUCUCAAGCUCAACCUUACUAUCUACGCGCCUCACCCUCCCAACAACCACACACUUCAUCCCCCAUACUAUCCCCAACCUCCAAAAAACACUCCAAACUGCAACGAUGUCCACCUCCCCCCUCCCCCUCCCCCUCCCCACCCGCUACAAACUCAUCUUCUUCGUCCCCACCUCGCACCUCGAAGCCUGCAAAGACGCCGUCUUCGCCUGCGGCGCCGGCACCUUCCCCGGCGGCAAGUACACAAAGUGCUGUUUCCAGACGCCCGGACAGGGACAAUUUCUGCCGUCGGAGGGCGCGAACCCGGCUAUUGGGGUGGUCGGGACGGUGGAGACGGUCCAGGAGAUCAGGGUCGAGGUGAUGUGUCUUGGGAGGGAGGUUAUGGGCAUGGCUGUGCAGGCGCUGGUGGAGGCUCAUCCGUAUGAGGAGGUGGCGUAUGAGGUUUAUAAGAUGGAGGAUGUGUGAUUUUCAUUCGGAUUGGGGGGGUUGCUGGUGCUGUGCUGGUGCUGCUGGGUUGGCUGGGAUGGGUCAUGAUGGUUUUUGCUGGAGUUGAGCGGCGGAGGGGGCUAUGUUAGUUCAGCUAUGACUUAAUUAUGGCAGUCAGAAUCGAUAUUCAAUUGGAU
Aspergillus heteromorphus CBS 117.55 is the source of this 783-nucleotide messenger RNA. RefSeq lists its product as uncharacterized. The transcript has a single exon. The coding region runs from base 8 to 625 and encodes 205 amino acids. The record is from RefSeq and is a predicted model, not a curated record. NCBI's taxonomy places the organism in Eukaryota, Fungi, Ascomycota, Eurotiomycetes, Eurotiales, Aspergillaceae.